Molecule: messenger RNA, 579 nt
Organism: Aureococcus anophagefferens
Lineage: Eukaryota; Pelagophyceae; Pelagomonadales; Pelagomonadaceae
Exons: 1
Cellular component (GO): nucleus
Source: RefSeq, a predicted model, not a curated record
CAGAUCGCGCGCCUGACGCCGUCGCACCACGCCUUCAAGAACCUGAACCCGUUCCACGUGCUCGACCUCGACGUCGACGCGACGCCCGACGACAUCAAGGCGCGCUACCGCAAGCUGAGCGCGCUCACGCACCCGGAUAAAAACGGCGGCGCGGACGACGCGCGGCGCGCCUUCGAGUACGUCAAGGACGCCUACCUGGAGCUGAGCGACGAGAAGAAGCGGGCCAAGACCGUGCUCAUCGUCGAGGGCGCGCGGCGGCGCUGCCGCGACGAGCGCGCGCUCCAGGUCGAAAAAGGGAUCGUCGACGGCGAGGACGAGCUGCCGCCCCUCGACGGCGCGCUCGCCAAGGAGGUGCUCAAGACCUUCGCGCAGAACGAGAUGAAGCGCCGCGACGUCGAGGACCACCACCGCGUCCAGGCGAACCGCGACCGCGAGCACGAGGAGGCCGCGAAGAAGAAGGACGCGGACGAGAAGGCCUUCGAGAAGCAGUGGAACGACGACGACCGCCGCGCGGACCGCAUCGACUUCUGGCAGCAGUUCCAGGACGACGCGAAGCGCGCGACGAACGUCAAGCGCCAG